This is a messenger RNA of Neogale vison (American mink), 5536 nucleotides long. It is a transcript of the gene ZNF831, whose product is annotated as zinc finger protein 831. Lineage: Eukaryota; Metazoa; Chordata; Mammalia; Carnivora; Mustelidae. Bases 107 to 5092 code for a protein of 1661 amino acids. The record is from RefSeq and is a predicted model, not a curated record. The transcript is spliced from 6 exons.
CAGUUUCUGGCCAGGUCAUUUGUAUUUGAGUUGGAGCAUCAUUGACUGAAAAUCACCAAGCUUCAUAAAGGUCGCCAGGCAUCCUGAACCACCCAGAUGACGCAGGAUGGAGGUGCCAGGACUCACUUCCCCUGCCUCGCCUGCCAGGGACCAGCCAGCGACCGCUCCUGGACACGCAGGAGCCCCCGGUGGGCAGGUCUCACCUCACCUGACCCUAAGCCCUGUUGUUCUGCCCCCGGAGCAGGGUCUGGCCCCUACAGUGUUCCUGAAGGCCUUGCCCAUCCCAUUGUACCACACAGUGCCUCCAGGGGGCCUCCAGCCACGUGCCCCCCUAGCGACACGCAGCUUGGAUGGGGGCGGCGCACCCUUUCUUCUCAACCCCCUGCUGCGGCCUGAAGGACCUGGCCCUGCCCAGGUGGGGAAGCCGGCACUCGUGUGCCCGGCUCUCACCGUGAACAUCGUGGGCACUCUGCCUGUCCUGUCGCCGGGCCUGGGGUCCACGCUGGGGAGCCCGGGCAAGGUACGGAAUGCCGGCAAGUACCUUUGCCCACACUGUGGCCGGGAUUGCCUGAAGCCCAGUGUUUUGGAGAAGCACAUCCGGUCCCACACGGGUGAGAGGCCCUUUCCAUGUGCCACCUGUGGCAUUGCCUUUAAGACCCAGAGCAACCUGUAUAAGCACAGACGCACCCAGACCCACCUCAACCACUCUCGACUGUCCUCAGAGUCUGACGGAGGUGGGAGCAGCCUCCUGGAGGAGGGGGACAAGGCUGGAGAAAGCUCCAGAGCAGACGGCCUGGGGGACGGCAGCAGCCAGAGAGUGGGUGAUGGGGCCCGAUCAGAGAGACCCCUUUCUCCAGGCACCCAGGGUGCUGGGCACUGCCCGGUGCCUGCCAUGCGCCUGUCUUCUGUUGCCAAGACCCUGGGUCUGAAGUUGGAAGCUGUUCCCUGUCCAGGGUCCACAUUUGCUGACAGAGAGACCCCUGUAGACUCUGCCCACACAGCCUCCCCUGGGCUCGCCCUGCCUGGCUCCCAACCAAGGUGGAAGCUGCCAGAGCAGAUGUCCCCGACCGCCGGCCGGCUGUGCUCCCUACAGCAGCAGCAGGCAGCCACGUCUUCAGAGAAACCCUGGGACACCAAGGCCUCAGAGGGCCAGCUGCGGAAGUGUGAGAGCACUGACUCGGGCUACCUGUCCCGCUCGGAUAGUGCGGAGCAGCCGCCGGCCCCUGGCAGCCCCCCGCGCGGCCUGUUGGAGCAUAGGGCCGAGUCCGAGGGGGACGUGGCACUGGGGCCUGGGGGGCCCGGCCUGCAGCUGGAGAAGAAGAAGCUAGAGGAGCGCAUCUCCUGGCUCAUCUCCCACAAUCAGGCUGUGGUGGACGAUUCCCAGCUGGACAACGUGCGGCCCCGCAAGACAGUCCUGUGCAAGCAAGGCAGUAUCGACCUGCCCAUGCCCUACACCUACAAAGAUUCCUUCCACUUUGACCUCCGGGCGCUGCAGCCUGGCCGGAGGAAGCCUGCUGCCCUCAGCUCGGCCCAUUCUACCUUCACCCCCCCAGACAAGUUACGGCCGCUCUUCUUUCACUCGGUCCCCACUCAGCUCUCCACCACUGUGGCAUGUGUGCCGGUCACCAGGAGCAACUCACUGCCUUUUGUUGAGGGCACCAGGACAUGGCAGGAGCCCCCGGACCCCCAGGAUGCCUGCCCCAGGAGGCAGAAGCCUCUGAGCCCCAGGCCUGCCCCCGCCCGACUGGUGGAUGUCCCCAGUGGCCACCCCCGGGCCCUGGUGAGACAGGCUGCCGUGGAGGACCUGCCAUGUCCCCCUUCUGGAGACAGCCUGGUGCCUGCAGAGGACCCGGAUGGAAACAGAGCUGCUGCUGGGGAGGGGGCAGCCAGCAAGGGCAGAGCAGCCAAUAAGAAAUGCAGCCAGAGGAAGCUGAAGAUGUUCUCCCAGGACAAGUGGCAGGUGUAUGGGAAUGAGACGUUCAAGAGAAUCUACCAGAAAAUGAAAACCAGCUGCCAUGGAGGCAAGAAGGCAAGGGAGAUGACUGUGGGUAGUGGGACAGAGCUGGACCUUCCUCUCCAGGAAGAGGUAGCAGGGAAUGAGGGCACAGGACCGUCCCAGGACGGGAGGAGCCCUGUUCAUGGAGACACAUCUGCGGGGGCCAAACCAGGGCCUUGCCAAAAUCCACUGGCCCCGGAGGGCUUCUUAGUGAUGGAACCCCCCAAGCAGAGGGCGAUGGUGGCCCAAGCGGGAGGCAGUGACCAGACUCGGGUGAACAGGGCCAUGUCUCCUCCCACCGUCCGCUGCACAGAAGCCUCCUGUUCAGGCGGAGAGAGCCCCCUCCUUUCUCCAAACAGGAGGCUGGAGCUGGGGUGUCAGUUGCCCCCAGUACCUGGUCCCCUCAGGGGAGGUGAUGGAGAGACUCCCAAGCUGGUUUUGCCAGACCCUAAGCUGGAAGGAGGCACCCUUGGUGGUGGGGACAAGAAGGAGCCCUGUCAGUGGAUCCAGACUGUGCCGAGGCGGCCCAGUGGUAGCUCUGGGGAACCCCAGCCCUCAGAGGACAAGCUCCCCUCAGAGAGGAAGAAGCUGAAGGUGGAGAAGCUGAGCUGCCAGGAGCAUUCAGAGCCUCUGGGAACAGAAAGAGAGGCCCCCGGUGGCCCCAUGCAGGCCGCCUCCCCACCGUCUCAGAACCAGGACAGUGACCCUGGGGAGAAGCCAGGGGAGCUACGGGAGAGUGCUGAUGGCAUGGCGAGGGCCAGGGCUGGGCAGCCAGGCAGGCCCUUGGAGCUUGCUGGCGCCGCCUCUGCUACUCCUUCUGUGGCCCAGAGGCAGGCGGAGCUGCGGGAACAGAUCUUGCCAUGUCCUGCAGCCACGUCCCUUGGGCAUCAUCCCCACGCGGCACCUGGUGUCCUCACUGCUCUGGCGGACACUGCCUUCCCCCCCAAGUACCUCCUCAAGUUGCCUCAGGGAGAGACCUGCCCACCGCCUUCUGUCACCCCGAGGCCGGGAGAAGGCCAGGACCCUGCGUGCAGGAGCAGGCGGCCUGAGGAACUGGUUUCCUUUGUUGGGUCAGGGCUUGGGACCCGCCUGCCUCCCCGCCCAGCCUCAGGCAUGGCCACUAGUGGGGCACACAGUUUCAAGGAGGACCCCAGCUGCUCUAGGCCAUGGGGCAGGAGAAAAGGGGUACAGGGAGAGGAGAAAGGAGACUUGGACACUGGCACCCCAGCAGGGGGGCAGUCCCCUGGCUCAUCCGCCGGCACCCCCAGGGAGACCGCCUCCUUUCUGCCCACCCCAGUGUGUGCCACCCGGCAGAGCGGGCCCCCUGACACCCGUCACCUCUGCAUGGGCAGCACCGCAGUGGGCGCCAGGCCAUCCGGGGGUGUCCCGAGUCCCUGCGCACUCAGGGAGUUGGGGGGAUCUACAGAGAAUGUCCCGGAAGACCCUCCUUCAGGACCUCUGGCUGGGCUCAGUUCCUGCUGCUCCUUCCUCGCGGCCUCCACACCCCCCGGCUGGCCGGAGCUGGCGUCGUGUACCCACUCAGAGACCCAGUGGAGUUUCAGGGCCCACGGCCCUUUCCCGUCAUUGAGGGCCGAGCCCCGACUCACAUGGUGUUGCUUGAGCCGAAGCCUGCCUCUGCCCACAGAGCAGAAGGAAAAGGCUGCUUCUGUGUACUUGGCACUGCACUUCCUUGGUGGCAGCACCCAGGCCAAGGGUCCAGACACCCGGCCCGUGAGCAGGACGGUGGGAGGACGGAUGAAGACAGGCCAGGGAGAAGGAGGGCAGGUCCAGACGUCAAAGCUCUCCUGCCCGGUGGCCUCAGGGAUAGUGUCCCAGGAGCGGGUGUCUGAGCCUGAAGGGAAGAAAGGACUGCUGUGGAGGAAGGCGAAGAUGUUUCGGGGAAACGGCAAACGGAAGCUGAGCGUCUGCUCCAGAAGGUACAAAGGCAGUUCUUUACAGAGCCGCAUCCAGCUGAGAGGGAGUGGACUGUGCAGGCCACCCAGGGUGGUGAGAAGAGACGGCCACCCCUCUCCACUCGAGGGGCUGGACCCACGUGGGACCUGCAAGCAGCCUUCUUCCGAAAUGGCAGGUCUGAAUCUGCAGGAGGAGCCAUCUCGUGCCUCUUCAGGAUCGCCUAUUGGUUGUGGGCACAGAGAGGAGGAGGAGGAGGAUGGCUCCAGACAAACGUCGGGAAGCUUCUCUCCCAGCACAAGUUCACGGGCUGGCAGUGGAAUAGACCAUGUAACCAUGAAGGUGAUUUCUCCAGCUGCCGGUGGGCACGGUGACCGCUGCCCUCGGAACACUGCUGCUGGGUCACGACUGUCAGAGCACUCCGAGUCCUGUGUGGCACCGGCUAAGAAUGACAGCCUCCUGUCUCGAGGCAGAGGUCUCGGCCCGGGCUUGCUGGAGCCCCAGCCACUGGCCUCCCAGGAGCAAGUCUCCGUGGAUCUGAAACCAUACGUUUUCUCAGAUGCUCAAGAACCUUCUUCCCCUGAGUCCAAAGGAACCUCCCCCCGCAAGGAUGUUGCUCCCUCUGUGGGUGCCAUGUGUGCUCCGGGGGAGAGAGCAGCUCACACAGCCCUGGGGGUUCACAGUGCAGAGCCACAAGACCACAGGGCUGCAGGGGAGGCCCGGACACAAAGCUCCCCAGACAGAAAAGCUAGAGCGGAGGGCAUGUCGCCACCAGUACUGCCAGGGAAACCUUCAUCUGGGCAAAGAAUUUCAGGUUUGGUUUUGCUGGGGUCAGCUGGAAAAACUCAGCUUGAAAUACCAGCUUUAGGACCAGGCUUGGCUAGUUCAUACCAAGAGGAAGGGGAACACAAGAUGUUUUUUCCUACUGGGGGACAGUACAGGUGUGGGGAGAUGAAAGUCCCCUGCCCUCCCUUAGGAAACGACAGUGGGAAAUGUCGAGGCUCUGGAUUAACUGCUCUAAAGGACCGUGUGGUUACUUCUAACCCAGGGCAGCCCAGAGAAGCUCCUGAAGUCCCUUCAAAGACUGUCAAGAGGAGGGGUCUGGAAGGACUGAGAAAGCAGACUCGAGUGGAGGUCAGUGACACCAGCAGUGACGACGAGGACCGGUUAGUGAUAGAGAUGUGAAGCUUCUGAGCCUGCGGUCGGAGAGCAGAUGCUAUCAGGCUGGCAGGACAGCUGAACGCUCUUCACCAAGCACCUCCCUGCGAGGAAAGCCACUGGGGAUCUUUCCAAGGCAUCCCCAGCCAACUCCAGCCCACAUUCCCCCGGCCCCCUUGCGAUAUACCAGGUGCCAGGAAGGGCAAAGGGAGCAAUGGAGCCCAGUCUAGGAAUGCUUGGUGCGCAAGGAUUGCACUCGCCUCCCAGCCACGUCCUCUGCAUCGUUCCCCACUGCCCCGUCCAUGAGGUGGCAUUAACCAGGACAGCCGGUCUGCAUGUUGAUGUGCAAGUGAACCUGUAGAGUCAAGUGGACCGACUUCCUCCAUCAGUGAGCUGAGGGUUUGCUUCAGAGGUGGUAAGCACACGUGGGUGAUCGGGGUCGCUCGCAGAGGAAGUGGGUAUGAAUGGGGC